CAGUGUGUGUAGGGAGAGUCUCUCUGUCGUAAGCCUGGUCUCUAUUAUCUUGAGUAGUUAGUAGCCUGUACAGUAGCGCGUUGUUAAUAAAGCCUGUUAUAUCUGACUUCGGGGCUGCAGUUGGUCAGUUCUCUGAUGGAGGGAGAGGUAAAGAAGAGAAGGAGGAAGGACCAGAUGGUGAAUCUGGUGGUUGUGUGUUUGCUCCAGUCUGCUGCGGCCAGCCUUAUCACCGCAGAGUUCUUUGAAGUCAGAGGCCAGCGUGUGUGUAGGGUGGACCGGGCCCGGCCCUGCUAUAAACUGGCCUAUUUUUCUGACCCUGGACGGCGACUCAGCUUCCUGGAGGCGAAGCUAGCGUGUCGCCGUGACGGAGGAGAGCUGCUGAGCGUGGAGUCACCGGCCGAACAGCGAAUCAUAGAGCAGCUAGUCAGCGAGCUCCGUCCCUCCGACGGAGACUUCUGGAUUGGCCUACGUCGUAACCAUGGUGACACGGAAAACGUCGACGACUGUCCCUCACAGUACUACUGGACCGACGGGAGCCCCGCCUCCUUCAGGAACUGGCACCUGGACGAGCCGUCCUGUGGAUACGAGGUGUGUGUGGUGAUGUACCACCAGCCGUCCGCCCCUCCAGGCCUCGGAGGACUCUACAUGUUCCAAUGGAACGAUGAUAACUGUGACACCAAGAACAAUUUCAUCUGCAAGUACACAGCAGAGAUGGCUCCGGAACCCUCCCCCAACACUGCACACCCAGAGGCUCCUCCCCUAUCUCUGUCACCCCUGCCCACGACCUUUGACACCGAAGAGAAGAGACAGACCCCAGCUCUGAACAUGGUUUACAUGGUCCUGCCCGCCAUCCCGUUGUUGACGGUGUUACUAAUAGCAACUGUGGUCUUCUGCUUCAAGCUGCUGGCUCGACGGAGGAAGCAGCGUGAGCAGCAGACAGAGGCGUGUCCCAGCGAACCGGGGUCCUGUCAAAGCUCCGCCCAGCCGCCUGACGUCUACAACGUGAUUCGCUCCCAGCAGGAGGCCGACCUGGCUGGAACACGCCCCCACACCAAGAACACUUCCUUCUUAGGCUCCUCCCCCAACAUGUCCCCUGGUGACUAUGACAACCUGGGGGGUCUGAGAGAUACGGAGAGUGGUUUCGUCACGCUGGCCAGCACAGAGAGCAACUUCCUGUUGACCUCUGAACUCUACGACCACAGUCUGGGGCGACGCCAAGACAACCCAGACAUUUAUCACAACAGUCUGGGUCGGCAAGGCAACGGAGAGGUUUAUAACAACAGUCUGGGUCGGCAUGGUAACCGAGAGGUUUAUAACAACAGUCUGGGUCGUCAUGGCAACGGAGAGACGUACGAUAACAGUCUGGGUUGUGAUGGCAACGGAGGGACGUACAACAACAGACUGGGUCUUCAUGGCGCGUGGUGA
This is a messenger RNA of Salmo salar (Atlantic salmon), 1425 nucleotides long. The record is from RefSeq and is a predicted model, not a curated record. NCBI's taxonomy places the organism in Eukaryota, Metazoa, Chordata, Actinopteri, Salmoniformes, Salmonidae.